This is a messenger RNA of Nicotiana attenuata, 1484 nucleotides long. Its product is annotated as probable E3 ubiquitin-protein ligase BAH1-like 2. The coding region runs from base 1002 to 1310 and encodes 102 amino acids. NCBI's taxonomy places the organism in Eukaryota, Viridiplantae, Streptophyta, Magnoliopsida, Solanales, Solanaceae. The record is from RefSeq and is a predicted model, not a curated record. The transcript is spliced from 3 exons.
UUCUUACGUCGCCCUUCCAAGGAAUCUCAGGAAGGCGCCGCGUAACAGUUCACAUGACUAGGACAUCUAUUAUCAAUAUUUCUGCCUCUAUCUAUGGAUGUGUAAUUGACCAUUGGUGAGAAAAGGAAAGAAGAAAACUGGAGGGGCAGUUUUACUUACAUUGAAAUGAUAUAAAUUCAUGUAACAACAGACAACGAAAAGCAAGUUUUUGAAAGCUUUAUCUUAAUUUUAUUUUAGUUGCUCAACAAUCCAAUUAUAAAGUCCUGUGUAAAGAAUUACCAACCCUAAAUUCCUGAAAAGUUUAAGAUAUCAGAAAAACAACUACAGUAUAAAUUAUUCUGGUCAUAAAGCAAAACUAAACAUAUGAAAAAAUGAAUGAUGUAAUGUUAUCGAAUUUAGGAAAACAUUAGAUAGAGUAAAGCUAACAUCCCAGAUCAUAUUCGAAAACAUAAUAAGAAAAUUAGCAUUGUACCUCUUCUACCAUUUUAUUACGAAACAUCAUUAGUUAUAUAUAAAACAACAUAAACUGUUAGUCUAGAUUAACAGAAACCAUCUCAAUCUUGGCUUCAAGUUAAGACAUCUGGUAUUAUUAACCAUCGAAACCAUUUCUCAUUUUGGUUCUUUGUUUAUCACAACGAACAUAUCCACCUAAUUGUUCAUCAGAUACAGUCACCCUCGCAGUCGUAAGGCGGUGUGCAUGGAGCUUUUAGAAUAGAAAUCAGAGCAAAGAGCUCAUUCGUGUUCUUUUGGCUUCAAAUUCUGUUGGUGUCAUCUAUUGUUAGUGUUAUUAAGCUAAAAGGUCGUUAUCUCUGUAAGUUUCAACAGAGCACAUGCUCUUCAAGUAAAAAUGUUGUUGCCUUCUAUCCUAGUGUCUAUGCAGAAACUUUCAAUUAGAUUUUAUCAUUUGUCAUCCAUAUAGUGACACGCAGGAUAAUUAAAAGCAGUGAUUAACUUUGAAAGUUUGUAUCGUCUAUGAAACAGUGCUUUAAAUACGCCUUUUUAUGCAGGAUACCGUGUUUGACCCAGUAUCUCUCACUUGUGGCCAUAUCUUCUGCUAUAUCUGUGCUUGCAAAGGUGCAUCCGUGACCAUAGUGGAUGGACUGCAGGCGGCAAAUCCUAAGGAAAAAUGCCCUCUCUGCCGAGAGGAACGAGUUUAUGAAGGUGCUGUGCGUCUAGAAGAGCUUAACAUUCUAUUGAGCAGAAGUUGCCCUGAGUAUUGGAAAGAGCGCCUUCAGACCGAGAGAGUAGAAAGGGUUCGGCUUGUUAAGGAGCAUUGGGAUAAUCAGUGCCGGGCAUUCAUUGGCGUCUAAGUUAAUAAUAUCUGUGUCAUGGUAGCACUAGAAUUGCGUAGUGGCAUUUGGUUCUGCAUUUUCUUACAUUUUCCUAAGCUCCUGUUGUGUAUGCCUCAACAAGUGCUAGUAUCUGUAAAUAACUGCAUAUUUUUGUAAAUGGUACGCCUUUUUGAGUUUAAGCAUUCAUGCUCA